Molecule: messenger RNA, 345 nt
Organism: Striga asiatica
Lineage: Eukaryota; Viridiplantae; Streptophyta; Magnoliopsida; Lamiales; Orobanchaceae
Source: the annotation of a GenBank genome assembly
AUGGGAAAAGGAUGCACGUGUUCCUCUAGUCGGCGCGUUGCUGCUGUAGCGAAACCGAUGGUUGCGUGCGCUUCACGAGCUCGAGAUCGCCGGAGGAAAAGGGCUGGAUUGAGGGCGAUAUUAAAAGGGUCAACUUUUGCUGAUGAAUGGAGAUGUUUGAUCGGCUUAUUGGGGCGAAUCACAAAUCAAAGUGCUCGCGAACGCGGACGGAGGGCUCGCACGGCCGCGGCUGCUGGCGCGGCAGAGGAAGCGGGAAGCAUCGCCGAAACUGGGGGGGACGGCGUAGGAACCGGCUGCGGGUGCAUAGGGAGGACUGGUCGCCAAGAAAAAGGGUGCCAUCGAUGA